AUGAAAUCUUACGAUGCGACCACGGAUCCGGAGGAUCACCUGUUCGCUUUCAUGAGGCAAAUGCGCCUGCAAAUGGCUGCGGAUGCGGUCAGAUGCAAGACCUUUCCAAUGUUUCUGGACGGAAAGGCGCGUCAAUGGUUCCAGGGCCUUCCCCCCAGGUCUAUUCGAUCCUUUGCCCAGCUCACACGACUGUUCUCAGCACAGUUCGUUUCGUCGCGGGUCUUCUCCAAAAGCACUGCCCACUUGAUGACCAUCCAUCAGAAGCCUGAGGAGUCCUUACGCGAGUUUAUGGUGCGCUUCAAUAAUGAGUCCCUCCAGGUCCGCGACCGGGAUGACAAGGUAGUCAUGGCCGCCUUUAUUAACAGGCUGCGUAAACAGAAACUCUACACCGAACUCGUGGAAAGACCUCUCAAGUCAGUACGAGAGAUACAGGACCGAGCUCACGAGAAGGCCAACGUUGAGGAGGCCAAUCGCCUAAAGAGCAUGCAGGAGAGACUAAGGAACGAUAAGCGCAGGAGAAGCACUGAUCAGAUAGACGUGCGGCCUGGCCAGAGGCGGAAGAAUGCCUACGACCGCCUGCCCAGGACUCGGCCCCUGGGAGGAGACAAGUCAUGGACUACCCUCACCGCACCUCGAUCUCGGGUCCUGGCAGUGAUGGAACAGGAAGGGCUCUCCCGACCUCCCCGGCUCUUGGCCGGAGACAUGAGCAGACGGGACCAGGGUCUGUACUGUGCGUAUCACCGAGAUGUGGAACACGAUACGGAGGACUGUCAUCACCUCAAGAAAGAUAUCGAAAAGUUGAUUAGACGAGGCCACCUCGGGCAAUUCAUACGUGAUGAACGAACUGACCAGCGACGGGAAAGGCCCCGACCGGAGCACCUGAGCUACUCUCGAGACUGA
Molecule: messenger RNA, 900 nt
Organism: Coffea arabica (coffee)
Lineage: Eukaryota; Viridiplantae; Streptophyta; Magnoliopsida; Gentianales; Rubiaceae
Source: RefSeq, a predicted model, not a curated record